Messenger RNA from Fusarium proliferatum ET1, 1527 nucleotides. RefSeq lists its product as uncharacterized. The record is from RefSeq and is a predicted model, not a curated record. The coding region runs from base 1 to 1527 and encodes 508 amino acids. The transcript has 2 exons. Lineage: Eukaryota; Fungi; Ascomycota; Sordariomycetes; Hypocreales; Nectriaceae.
AUGGGUGCAACUCAGUACUAUCGCUCUCAGAUUGGCGAAGAGUCCGUCAUCGACUACUCUCAUACCGACUUUCCCUUCAAGCUUCUCGCCAAGGACGUAUACUAUUUCUUUGUCUAUGUAUGGGCACUACCAUGGGUCAUCUGGCCCGUCUAUCCCUUCAAAUGCAAGGUUUUCGAUGAGCUCUAUCCGUCCCCUCAGAACGUGUUCUGCGUUGUCGUCCACCUGGUUCUCUUCUUCCUGCAGCUAGGGUUCAUCAUAGCCCUGCCAUUCUCUAUUGUGUUUCCAGUCUGGAUGGCGGCAACAGGUAUCGCUGGUUUCAUGUUUACCAACUGGCUCAUCUGUAAGCUUCUCAAUGGUAGCAAGGAAACUUAUACCUCGGAUGAAAAGUAUGCCAAGGAUCGGCCUGAGCACGCACACGAACAAUGGGUUUUCUUGAACGGCGUUGCUGUUGGAGAACAUUGGAUGCAGUCAAACUUGAACCGACUUGCACUGACUUUUGGCCGGCCUAUUCUUGGCAUUCAUAACCAGACUCGCGGAAUAAUAUUUGAUGUCGUUGAAUGUCUGAUACAGCGCAAUUUUGGCUACGCAACUGGGGAUGUCAGAAUUUGUUUCAGACUUCUCAAAGACAUCCUCUAUGAUGAAAGCAAGUCCAAAGUCAUCUUCGUGCUACACUCCCAAGGAGGAAUCGAGGGGGGCCUGGUUCUCGAUUGGUUGCUCCAGGAGCUGCCACAAGAUCUAAUGUCUAAACUCGAGGUCUAUACCUUUGGGAACGCUGCCAAUCACUUCAACAAUCCCCAUCGCCAUCGGUCUUCGCAGAUGCUGGCUCGUCUCAAGCCCCUAUCUGCGAUGAGCACUGUUCUUACUGAGUCCUCUUUCGACUCUCCUUCUAGCAGCCCACUCGAAGCUAAGGAUGACCUGGCCCUAAAGGCUCGUAAUCCGGUUAGGAAAGAAUCCUCUGGUGUGUCGACUCGAUCUAUUUCCGCUGCCAAAGACAGGUGUAUCUUGCACGUGGAGCACUAUGCCAAUAGUACAGAUUUUGUUGCCAUAUGGGGCAUACUGCAUUUUGCAACAAACAGGAUGGAAUCGCGAGAACUCCCACGGUUUCAGGGGCGAUUAUUCUCUCGAGCAGACGGCCGCCACGGUGGCCACCAGAUGAAUCAGCAUUACCUAAACGCCAUGUUCCCUUUGAAGAAGGAUGCUGAGACUGGAGAGUAUGUGGGCGCUGAUGAAGACAAUGAGUUCAUGAAUGAGGCCAUCAAGGUCGGCGAAGAAGGCAGCGCCUCUGCCAACGCGAGAGAAGCCUUCGAAAUAUCAUGGGCUGGAACGCAGGGAUUUGGAUCUGGCGAUGCUUCAACGCCAAUUGAGGUUCAUGGGAUCUCAAACACAAUCAAGGAGGCUAGUGAUGAUCACGGAAUCCGUGUCAAGGAUGUGAGCCGUUUGUGGAGUUACAGAAAUGGUCGGAGUCCUGUAGAAUUACCCCCAAUGCUUGUCUCCGAGAACGGUGUGCCUAGAACAGCAACUCUAUGA